Molecule: messenger RNA, 1094 nt
Organism: Onychostoma macrolepis
Lineage: Eukaryota; Metazoa; Chordata; Actinopteri; Cypriniformes; Cyprinidae
Gene: uqcc4
Product: ubiquinol-cytochrome-c reductase complex assembly factor 4
Exons: 2
Coding region: 135-548 (137 amino acids)
Source: RefSeq, a predicted model, not a curated record
CUGUUUUCUUCAAAACGCCGAAAUAUCAAAGCGGAACUAUAUUUCAGUUCGUUGUAGUUUUCCUUCCGGUCAGGAUUUAUAGGGACGCUCGUUAUAUGACCUGAGAGAAUCACGCCUGUUAAGAAACCCUGAAGAUGUCAAAAGUCUGCUUUCGUUUAUCACGGUUUUCUUUAGGUCACAAUGUUUUUACAAGAAGAACACAUGCGAAUUUAAGACCAUGCACCACAAGGAUGCUGUCCUUAACAUCACAGCUUAACGCAAAGUCCAGAAAACCUCCAGAUGAAGAAGCAUUCAAGCCCAUCCAGUUCUCAAGCAGUAAAGCCAGCCACCGAACCUGGAAAGUGGACCGUUCGAUGGGCAGCACCUACCAGAGGCCCUGGUGGAAAGUUCUGCCCAUCAGCCUCAUUGGAAUGGGCUUCAUCGUCUGGUGCGUUUUCAGGAGAGAGUCAGAGAUCGAUGGGUCUCUGGAGAAAAACCUCUAUGAACAUUUACCAGGACUGCUGUCUGAUGAAGAACAGGAUGAAGUCGGCAAAAACAAACCCUCAUAGUGGCUUAAAAGGGACAUUUUCAAUUUGGAGUGUUUAUUUAUUGUUUAAUGAUGCCUUCAGAAGAAAAAGGUCUUCUCCAAACUGAGAAUUAUCAAAUAGACCAUCCACAUUCUGUGCUCUUGAAACUGGAUCAUCUGUAGCUGCAUUUAUAUUGAAGAUUGUAAAACAAGUAGCGUUGUAUUGAAAGCAUAAAGGAGAAAAGGCUGAAUUGUAAUUGUGGUGUGACUGCUAGUUUAAUGUAAUCAGGGAACCAUUAUCGAACACUUAAAGUCAACAUUAAAAACUUCAGCUGCAAAAUAAACUAAUUUUAGCAUUAUAUAACCAAAGUGGGCAUGUGUAAAUUACUUGAUAUGGUUUACAAACCAUAGAAAGUGAAACCAAAUUAAAUUUUUCAAAGCAUGACCUGUGUAACAAGUCAAUCUAAAAACAGGUUAAUUUUGAUCUGCUCAAAGGUUCUCAAAAAGGUUUGCUUUUGUCAUUUAUACGGAGACAAAUGUUUGUUUAAAUUAACUUGCUACUACCAUCUGUCACUAAAGCAGCACUAUU